Molecule: messenger RNA, 492 nt
Organism: Corvus hawaiiensis (hawaiian crow)
Lineage: Eukaryota; Metazoa; Chordata; Aves; Passeriformes; Corvidae
Gene: CIMIP5
Product: chromosome 3 C2orf50 homolog
Source: RefSeq, a predicted model, not a curated record
AUGGUGAGUCUCAAAACGGACAAGUUGGAAAGGGGUUUUGGAUUCAGGAGAAAUACCUUGGUUAGGUCUCAGCAAAGAGCAACCACACCUCCAGGGCAACCAGCCCCAGCUCCUUCUGUGUCCACAGCACCCAACCAAGCAGAGCUGACAACCACUGCACAACUGGCUACUUGAGCCUGGGCAGACGAGCAGGCAGACCAGGUCCAACAGGAUAAGAUCUGAGAGUCUGUGGAGGCUGAACAGAGAGGAAGGAAAACCUGGUAACCAAACUGGAGUUUCCUAAAGGACCAUGACCAAAUAGGUAAGAGAAAGGAGCAGAAGCUACUGCCAAGCUGUAUGUCUGUGCUCUCAAGCAAAGUUCCCAACUCGACCAACCAGAUUAUUGGCAAUCAAAUGAAUACUGAGCUUGGCAGGGCUCUGGUAAAUAUUAAUUACUUCUUCAGCAGUGGAGCACAGAAGAGGAAACUUGAGAGUGAGCUCCAGCUUUCUUAG